GAGUCUGCCAAUAGUCUUGGAAUUGUUUUGGCUAGUCAGUUAAGUGCUGACGUUAUUGAAAUUUCAAGAGAAGAUAUUGAUUAUAAAUAUUUUUGCAUUCCUCACGUCGAACAGUUUCUUCUCAUUCCUCUUUUGCAUCAUCUCUUACACGAUUUUUCGCAACAACCCGCACAUUCUGCUUAAAUGAUUUUAAUAACAUAAAUUUAAUAAAAAUUUUAAUUUUACAUGAGCUCUACAAGCAAUAUGUUUGGCGAAUCAAUCUUUGAAAGCCAAGAAGAAAAUGAUCAUCAGAUAUUGAUCCCAAGGAAGUUAUAUAGUAUAAAAGACAACGUAUCAACAACCUCAACCCCUUCACAAGAUAAGGAGAAUGUACCAACUCAAAAAUUAAAUACGACGGCCAUUCUAAGACAAAUUCUGGGAAAGCAGAGAGAAAUAUUGGAUAAGAUACAUACUUUAGAAUCAAAUCAACAGAUAUUAUUCGAUACAUUAGGUUCACUAAAUAAUGGACAAGUGUUGAUAACAGGGCAUCAGAAACAAAUUACGGACAAAUUGGAAACAGUGGAACAAAAAUCGAUAGAUAGAUCGGAAAUGCUAGCACAGAGUUCCCUGAUUAGGGAAUGUAAGGUGCAUUUAAAAAAAAUUGAGCGAUCGGUGUGCCUCAUGACCGGAGAGGAAAAAGACGAGGCUCUCGACCAGGUAGCAAGCCUUUUACCUAUUCAAAACUUUGAGGGAAGAAAUGUUAGAGAAACCUGAGUUCGCACAAUCUAUGACCAGUUAUGUCCACAAACUUAAAGGGACAUCGGACAAUAUUGAAAACUCUUUCAAAUAUAACAUAAAAAAUAA
This is a messenger RNA of Bactrocera tryoni, 843 nucleotides long. RefSeq lists its product as uncharacterized. The transcript has 5 exons. The coding region runs from base 226 to 753 and encodes 175 amino acids. NCBI's taxonomy places the organism in Eukaryota, Metazoa, Arthropoda, Insecta, Diptera, Tephritidae. The record is from RefSeq and is a predicted model, not a curated record.